AUGCAGUUGAAAAUCUUUGCUUGGGCAGCCUUCUCAUUGCUCGGUUAUUUCACCUCACUUGGUGAAGCCCACCACACUCGUCGUUCUAAUGCCUACCAGACUCGCAUUACCGAAGGCUUGAAGCAACACAUGGGGCUAAACCAUAAGGCAAAUAUCAGCAGCAGCAAUGUGUAUCAGACUAAUUUCGAUGGUGUUACCUGGGACGAGGAAAACUGGCAACUCGCUACAACCAAUCUCCAGCAAGGUCAAUUUCAAUCCCGAGGCUCUGUCGCGAAUGGAUACUUGGGUAUUAAUGUGGCCAGCGUUGGCCCAUUUUUCGAGGUUGAUUCUGCCAAGGAUGGAGACAAUGGUAUCAGUGGAUGGCCUCUCUUCACCACACGACAGUCUUUUGCAACUAUUAGCGGCUUUUUCGACUCUCAGCCAACCACUAAUAAGACAAACUUCGAAUGGCUCUACCAGUAUGGAAGUGACAGCGUGAUAAGUGGUGUGCCGCAUUGGAGUGGUUUGAUCUUGGACCUCGGAAAUGAUACUUAUCUUGAUGCAACAGUGGACAACACCACCAUUUCCAAUUUCACAUCCGUUUAUGACUAUAAAUCAGGAGUGCUUUACUGGUCAUUAAGUUGGAAGCCAAGUGGUAACACUUCUUUCGAAAUUGAAUACCGCCUCUUCGUCAAUAAACUAUACAUUAACCAAGCUGUUGUGGACAUGCAUGUGAUAUCAAGUGCUGACACCAAUGCUUCGAUUGUGAAUGUGAUUGAUGGAGGUUCUGCUGUCCGCACCUCUUUUGUUCGGUCUGGUGAAGAUAAUGGUGCUAUAUUCUCCGCCGUACGGCCGAAUGGUGUUGCUAAUGUCACAGCCUAUAUUUACGCAAACAUGAGUGCCAGCGAGGAUAUAUCAUCUCGACAGAUUGUCAACGACAAGCCUUAUUUGAGUGCAGUCAAUUCUUCUAUCGCCCAGUCCGCCUCUGUAAAAUUGAAGGCGGGAAAGAUAUUUCAUGCCACAAAAUUUAUUGGUGCGGCAUCUUCGGACGCCUUUGCUGAUCCGAUGGAAGUGGCAAAGAAUGCUUCUAUUAGCUCAUCGAAGAACGGCUAUGCCUGGUCCCUGCUUGCUCAUCUGAAAGAAUGGGCUAGCGUUAUGCCCGAUGACUCUGUUGAUCAUUACUCGUUUGAAAAUGGCACUCUACCUUCAGACAUUAACAUUAUCGACUCGUCUAUCAUCGCUGUUGUUAACACCUACUAUCUCCUUCAGAACACUGUUGGAAAUAAUGCUAUUAACGCAUCUUCUGGAACGGCCAUCAAUGUGGACAGCAUCUCCGUUGGUGGGUUGACCUCUGAUUCAUAUGCUGGCCAGGUCUUCUGGGAUGCCGAUCUCUGGAUGCAACCAGGACUUACUGCAUCUCAUCCAGAAGCAGCUCAGCGGAUCACAAACUAUCGCUUGAAGAACUACGGCCGGGCAAAGGAGAAUAUUCAAACUGCAUUCGUGGGUUCGCAGAAUCAGACUCGGUUUUCAGAAUCUGCAGCUAUCUUCCCUUGGACGAGCGGUCGAUAUGGCAAUUGCACAGCUACCGGUCCCUGCUGGGACUAUGAGUAUCAUAUCAACGGCGACAUCGCGAUGGCUAUUAUCAACCAAUGGGUGACCAGUGGUGAUACAGAGUUCUUCAAAGAGACUUUUUUCCCUGUUUACGACUCGAUUGCCACACUUUAUGCAGACAUGCUGAACCCGAACGGAUCGUCUUGGACUCUUACCAACAUGACGGAUCCAGACGAAUAUGCGAACCAUAUUGAUGCGGGUGGAUUCACGAUGCCACUUAUUGCGCAGACUUUGAUGUAUGCUAACGCCCUACGCCAGCAGUUUGGACUUGAAGAGAAUUCAACAUGGAAUGAGAUGGCCUCUAAUGUUCUAGUCCUUCGUGAAAAUGGAGUUACCCUCGAGUUCACCACCAUGAAUGGAAGCGCCGUGGUGAAACAGGCUGAUGUCGUGCUAAACACCUACCCAUUGGACUACUCUGCGAGCUACAGCGCCCAAGAUUCGCUCAAUGAUCUUGAAUACUAUGCUAACAAGCAGUCUACCGACGGUCCCGCCAUGACCUGGGCCAUAUUUUCCAUCGUGGCUAAUGAGAUAUCGCCCUCUGGGUGCUCAGCCUACACAUAUGGCCAAUACGCUUAUAAACCAUAUACACGUGCUCCUUUCUACCAGAUGUCAGAGCAGUUAAUUGAUAAUUCUACCACUAAUGGCGGCACUCACCCUGCAUUCCCGUUCUUGACAGGUCACGGUGGUUCCAACCAAGUCGUUUUGUUCGGUUAUUUGGGACUGCGCUUGCUUCCUGACGACAUUCUCCACGUUGAGCCAAAUCUCCCACCUCAAAUUCCGUACUUGAAGUAUCGAACCUUCUACUGGCGCGGCUGGCCUAUCUCUGCUUGGUCUAACCACACACACACCACUAUUAGCCGUGCAUCCACCGCGCCUCUAGCUACUGCAGACCAGCGCUUUGAAAACAGCUCAAUUACUAUCAACUCUGGCUUUGAAUUGAAUUCCACCACGUACCACCUUCCUCUCAAUGGCUUCGUGUCCAUACCCAAUCGCCAGAUCGGAUCACAGAACACAGUCUCCGGAAACCUUGUACAAUGCCAAUCGAUUGAGUCGCCAAACUCAUACCAGCCAGGCCAAUUCCCAAUAGCUGCCAAUGAUGGUGCAGCAUCCACAAAGUGGCAGCCUUCAUCAGCAGCGAAUUGGAGCUCUCUCACCGUGGAACUAGGCGCCGGAGCUAUCGUAUCAGGAUUCUACUUCGACUGGGCCCAAGAACCGCCCGUGAAUGCAACCGUAAUCUUCCAUAACGAAACGCUCGACAACCCCGUUCAGACCUACAUCACAUCUGAUGGAGCUUCAGUACUCAAAGUUGCGACCGAGCUAAACAACAUCAUCCUCUCAAACCCUUAUAACGCGACCAAUGUCGAUGUCAUCGCUAUUCCGGCUGGAAACACAACCAACGUGACCUUGAGUAAACCAAUACCUGCGGCACGAUUUGCCUCUUUGCUGAUUGUGGGUAAUCAAGCCCUCGACGCUGUCGAUGUUCAGUUCCAGAAUGGAACUGGAGCAACGGUUGCAGAAUGGGCUAUCCUGGGACUGACUGACGAGGAGUCUUCUGACAUUAGCAGUGAGAAGCGGAGGAUGAAUGUGCGUGCUGCUAAGACUUUAGAUGCCGCAUCUGGAUCUUUCAUGCGUCGCCGCAGACAGUUCCUGCCAAAAUAUUAA
Penicillium taxi is the source of this 3252-nucleotide messenger RNA. It is a transcript of the gene treA, whose product is annotated as alpha,alpha-trehalase treA. Gene Ontology annotation, molecular function: alpha,alpha-trehalase activity; carbohydrate binding. The coding region runs from base 1 to 3252 and encodes 1083 amino acids. Gene Ontology annotation, biological process: trehalose catabolic process. Gene Ontology annotation, cellular component: fungal-type cell wall. The record is from RefSeq and is a predicted model, not a curated record. The transcript is spliced from 4 exons. Lineage: Eukaryota; Fungi; Ascomycota; Eurotiomycetes; Eurotiales; Aspergillaceae.